Acipenser ruthenus (sterlet) is the source of this 2699-nucleotide messenger RNA. RefSeq names its product translocon-associated protein subunit alpha-like. Bases 73 to 933 code for a protein of 286 amino acids. NCBI's taxonomy places the organism in Eukaryota, Metazoa, Chordata, Actinopteri, Acipenseriformes, Acipenseridae. Gene Ontology annotation, cellular component: endoplasmic reticulum membrane; endoplasmic reticulum. The record is from RefSeq and is a predicted model, not a curated record. The transcript is spliced from 9 exons.
AAACGCCUCCCUUCCUUCUUCAGCGGCAGAGCACAGUGUGAGUCGAGUUUAUUGCUCCACACAGCUGGGAAAAUGUUUCAAAUGGGCCCAAAAAUCAUCUUAUUGCUUCUCCUUGCUUUCCCGGCUGCCCUCAUCGGCUCAGUAGGGACAGUAUCUGCUCAGGAGCAAGACGAGGAUGUGACCCCAGACUCUACUGUGGAGGAGGAAGAUGAAGAGGAGGAGGAUGAGGAGGCAGUGACUGAUGAAGCUAGUGUCACAGAAACAGAGAAUGAGGACCUACAAGAUGACUCGGCCGCAGCAGAAGCUACCUCCCAUCCUGAUGCUGACACCACCAUCGUCUUUGUGACUGGAGAAGAGUUCCCAGCCAAUCAGAUUGUGAAGUUCCUGGUGGGCCUCACCAAUAAGGGCAGCGAGGACUUCACUGUGCAGUCACUGGAAGUUUCCUUCCGCUACCCCCAGGAUUUCCAGUUCUACAUCCAGAAUUUCACAGCCCUGCCUCUGAGCACCGUGGUGCAGCCAGAGAAACAAGCCACCUUUGAGUAUUCCUUCAUCCCUGCCGAGCCCAUGGCUGGACGCCCCUUCGGACUGGUCAUCGAGCUCCACUACCAGGACAGCAAUGGAAAUGUGUACCAAGAUGCCGUCUUCAAUCAGACUGUCACUAUCGUCGAGCUGGACCAGGGGCUGGACGGAGAAACCGUGUUCCUGUACGUGUUCCUCACUGGACUUGUGAUGCUGGUUCUCGUUGGAAUUUACCAGGUUCUGGAAUCACGAACGAGGAAGAGGUCAGCGGUGAAGGUGGAGACGGGUACAGGGACCAUGAAUGACGUGGAUAUCAGCUGGAUCCCACAGGAGACUCUCAAUGUCAUGAACAGGGCAUCCCCGAAAGCUUCUCCCAGGAAACGCACCAAGAGAGCAGUCGGCACCGACCAGUAACCCCCCCCCCCCCACCACCCCCUCCUCGGGACCCUGGAUGUGGAGGCAGACGCCCCUGAAUCCAGAGUCUGUCCACACCCCCUCAUGGGACUUCACCUCCAGAACUCUCUGGACAGAGUUGCAGCCUGCACAGCCCCAGCAGCUCUCUCGUGUUCUUAUAUUCAAUUGAGACGCACAGUCUGUGCAUACAAGGAGUAUUGAUUGAUAGCUGGCAAACCCCUUGAGCUGUACUAAACAGGCACACCCAUUUAAAACUCUCAUAACAAUCCAAGAAACUAGAGACAAAGGUAUUGUAAAACUCGUUGGUGGAAGCUGACAAGUUUAUUCAAGUUUCUUCAAGUUUUUCCACUUUUUUUAUGACUGGUAUGAAACAACUUUGCUGCAUUCAGAAACCAUAAAAUUAACAUUGAGGUUUCUACUGUGAAACUAAAAAAUUCACAAAUAGAAGCACUGAAAACCAGUUUAGUAAAUCUGGCCCGUCUUGCUAAAGAUCUGCUCUGGAUUGAGAUUGCCAUGUGGUUGGUCCCUUUCAAUUCUGACCUGAACAUUUCACUGUACAAUAUGGACAUUUGUGUAUCUACAUAAAAUACACCUGCAGUGUAUACACACACACACACACACACACACACACACAGUUACACACACGACUGGCAAUGUGUCCCUUGUAUUGGAAACCAUUUGUACCCAUCAUUGUCCUGUGGGUUUGUUCUUUUCUUUUGGUUUGAUAUUUUAAUUUUAGAUCUGCAACAGCAGUUUUAAAAAAAGACUAAACCUGUAUUGUAUUAGACCUUUAGUCUAUCUGUAGCACUGUUACAGAGGAGGCAGCUAUACACACUGUAAAUACUGGUCAUGUUGCUGUUACACUAGGCUAUAGAGUCCUGACCUUCACAUUACAGCUGGCCUGGACUGGUCAGUCUAAUUGACAGACUUACCCAACAAAACUGAGUGAGAUCUGUGUUUUAUAAAGCACCUGAAUCUGAAGCGAGUCUGGAUCAAUAAAGCUGUGAUUUCACUGCCUGAUUGUUAAGAUCUUAAUCUCCCGACCCAUCGGUGUGAUGGUGUUAGUUGAGCAAUGCAGUUCAGUUCAUCACUAUGUACAGUCCCAUGCUGGAGUGUUGGUGCUCACUUGAGUGAAUGUUUGCUUGUUAAGUGAGCACCAGUGCUCAAGGUUGUCACUGAAUAUGGUUGUAAAUGAAUUCCAAUUUGAUGCAAGAUAGAGGUUUUUUUUUUUUUUUGUCUGGUACGGUAAUGGACACAAUAAAAUUUUAUAUAUAAAAAAAAUUGUGUUAAUUUUUUUUUUUACAAAACAAUAAAGUCAGUAUGUUUAGCACAUAUUGGGCCAUAUAAAAAAAAUAUGAAGAGAUUUUCAGAUUAUAAACAGUAACUAACUGCACAUGCUGUGAUGUCAACACAGUGAUGUCAUUUGACAUCUUGGUGGCUGCUUAUGACAUCAUAAUAGCCAUGUCCAGAUACACACAUGCUGUAAUUGUAUCAUCCUUAACAAUCAAACAUGCAUUAGUGCUGAAGUCUUUAUCGAUGUCAUUGAAUGUCUGUUUCUUUUGGCAUUUCUAUGCUCUACUUUUUCAUUUGUAUUCAGUUUCUAUAAUGGGUGCUAUGCCUUUUAAUCAUAAAUUGUGUGCAUGGUUAUUUUUUCCUUUGUUCUGAAGAUAUUAAAAGUCUUAUCACUUUCUAAUAAAACACUUUUAGUUGUUGAAGUAUUUUAAAAGAAUCAAAGCUAAUAAACUAAUUCAUUAAUUACUUUGAAA